GGGUGCCGUUUUCAGAAUAUUAUCCCUGGUGGCGAAAACAGGCAAGGGUCAUGGUGCCCUCUAGGUUAACAUUGCUGUGCAUGGUAGCACUAAUUGGAAUCUUAAUACAAAGUUCUUCCACCAAAAAAGUUGAGGACGGGAAUACUAAUGUCAAAAGUCGUUCAGAUUUUGACAUAGAAGAAGUGCGAGGAGUCGAUGGAAGUAAGAAGGAUGACAACGAAGAAGGAGAGUUGACAUUGAUUGAUCGAGCCGUGAAAAACACAGGUUUAACAAAAGAUGAAAUCGAGGAGGUAGAAAAACGAGGAUGGAGAAGAAAAUCUCGGCGUAGAAGGCGACGCAGACGCUCUCGACGAAGGAGGUCUAGACGUUAUAAAAAUCGACGAAGGAGAAACCGUAGAAGACGAUCUAGGCAAAGGAAUGGUGGAAGAGGUUCAAGAAGAAAGGGAUCCGGUGGCCAAAGUGGUGGCGGUGGUGGGAUUGGAUCUCAUAUUGGAUCCGCCAUUUCUGGGGGACUUGGUGCAUUACAUAGCGGUUUAGAUCUUGCACAUAGUCUCACUCCCGGCAAUAACCCUGACGAGGACGAGGAAGAGAAUAAUUACUAGCUUAUGUAUAUGAAAUUAGAAGCAUGAGAAUAAAGUAUGAUUAAUGA
Molecule: messenger RNA, 649 nt
Organism: Saccostrea cuccullata (small rock oyster)
Lineage: Eukaryota; Metazoa; Mollusca; Bivalvia; Ostreida; Ostreidae
Product: U1 small nuclear ribonucleoprotein 70 kDa-like
Exons: 6
Coding region: 51-602 (183 amino acids)
Source: RefSeq, a predicted model, not a curated record